This is a messenger RNA of Bathycoccus prasinos, 972 nucleotides long. RefSeq lists its product as hypothetical. NCBI's taxonomy places the organism in Eukaryota, Viridiplantae, Chlorophyta, Mamiellophyceae, Mamiellales, Bathycoccaceae. Bases 1 to 972 code for a protein of 323 amino acids. The record is from RefSeq and is a predicted model, not a curated record. The transcript has a single exon.
AUGAACGAAGAAAACGUCGACGACAUCGAGGUGAAUUUAGAUGUUGCCUUAGCGAAUUGGACCAGAGAACGACGAGGUCAAACGUUGUUUCAAACGUUUAUCGAAGAGAACGAGGCGUUCGAGAGUUCCCAAUACGAUCUUUUCCACGGCGCGUGUUUGAUAGCGAUGCACGCGAAUCCAGAGUUGGACGUAAACGAGCAGAAAAAUCGAGUGAAAGCGUUGGCGGAGGAGGUGGAGAAAGAGUUGCCGGAAAACCGAGAGGAGCGCUUUACCUUGCGUACGAUUAAGAAAAUCUCCACGCUUUUAUUCAACAAAGAGGUGAAUCCAGAGACGGCGUUUCAAGGGAAUCUGGAGGAUUAUUACGCCGUCGGAAACUCGUGCGUGGACAAAGUUUUGGAUACGAAGCGAGGAAUUCCGAUUACGUUAUCUUUGAUAUACAUGGAAAUCGCGAAAAUGGUCGGAAUUAACAUGGUUGGCGUGAAUCUUCCCGGACAUUUUAUGAUUCGCCCAGCAGAUGUGCCCGAAUGUGAGAUUUUAGUCGAUUGUUUUCACGAUGGAGACGUGUUGUUCGUAGAAGACGCCGAAGAAAUGCUCUCCAAACUGUAUAGACUACGGAAAGGCGAACGAGUCACCAUCGAUAGAUCUUUUCUGGAAGAUAACCACUUAAAACCGAGAGCAUUUUACACGAGAAUGCUGACGAACCUCAAGUCCAUAUACUUUAACAAGAGCGAUUACAAGAACGCGUUGGCGAUGUGCGAAUACCAGAAGUACUGCUCGCCGGAUGGGGCGAUAAGAAUAAUGAACGUGAGAGACUCUGGGAUGUGUCAUUUUUUACUACACAACUACAGCGACGCAAUGUUAGACUUAACGGAAUAUUUAGAGUCUGAGUAUUCCAGCAAUAUCAGCGCGGAAGAUAGAGCUAGCGUUCAGAACAUGCGAGAUCAAGCGAGGUUGCACUUAUCGCGCUUUUAG